Camellia sinensis is the source of this 2748-nucleotide messenger RNA. NCBI's taxonomy places the organism in Eukaryota, Viridiplantae, Streptophyta, Magnoliopsida, Ericales, Theaceae. The record is from RefSeq and is a predicted model, not a curated record.
CUCUCUCUCUCUAACCUUUCUUGUGUGCACAAGAAGAACUUCGUCUGUACAUGCAUAUCUCUUCUUCACCGCCGUUUUCUCUCUCAUCCCAUCCACUUUGAAUUUAAACCAAUUUCCUCAAUUAGGUCUCGUCCAUUACCCUCAGAAACCCUAACUUCAUGGCUUUGAUCAUCUUAUAGACUUUUUUUUUUUCUAUACCCAAGGAUUUUUGGGCGAGUCAAUUCGACCCACAUAAAAAUUGUCAAAAUUCGACGAAUUCUCUCAUCUGGGUCUCUCUCAAUUGCCUUCAAAUCUUAAGUUCUCGGGGUUUUCUAGUGAUUUAUAGCUUGUGAUCCAUAUGGGUCCGAAUCAUCCGAUGGAGGACGAUCCAAAGGACACGUUGGUGAGUCAACUCGCUGUAGCCAUAAAGGAAAUCUCUGGGUCGCCCGAGUGCCAGAACUCUUCUAAGAAGAUGUACAACAACUUGGUUCGGAGAGUGAAGCUAUUGAGCCCUUUGUUUGAGGAAUUGAAGGACAGCGAAGAAGAGCUCGGACUCGAUGAGGUUCGAGGUCUCGAGUCGUUGAAGGUCGCUUUGGACUCUGCUAGAGAGAUUCUCCGAUCUAUCAAUGAAGGCAGCAAGGUCUUUCAGGCUCUGCAGAGGGACAAAAUUGCAGCUGACUUCUUACAAGUGACAGAUCAAAUUGAAGAAGCAUUGAGUCAGAUUCCUUAUGAUAAACUUGAUAUAUCAGAGGAAGUUAGAGAACAGAUUGAACUCGUGCAUGCUCAAUUCAAAAGAGCUAGAGGAAGAUUGGACUCACCUGAUCCACUACUAGAGAUGGAUUUAGCCACGGCACAGAAGGAGAAGGACCCUGACCCUGCAAUUUUAAAACGGCUUUCAGAGAAGUUGAAUAUCAGGAAUAUGAAUGAUCUGAAGAAAGAGUCACUUGCUAUCCAUGAUAUGGUUAUCUCGUGUGGUGGAGUUCCUGGGGAUUGCUUAGAGGUGGUGUCGUUUCUGCUUCGGAAGCUGAAGAAUUUUGUAGCGAAUGAAAAUCCCGACACUGAUACGUCUGUGGUUGAAAAGGGCUUGAUUAAGCACCGAUCUCCUGUUAUCCCAGAUGAUUUCCGGUGUCCGAUAUCUCUUGAACUGAUGAAAGAUCCUGUGAUUGUCUCUACUGGACAGACGUACGAAAGAUCAUGCAUUCAAAAAUGGCUGGAUGCAGGGCACAAGACCUGCCCCAAGACUCAGCACACUCUGUUGCACACAGCUCUAACACCCAACUAUGUUUUGAAGAGUUUAAUUGCUUUGUGGUGUGAGAGCAAUGGUGUUGAGUUGCCAAAAAAGCAAGGGAAUUGUGGAAGCAAGAAAACGGGAGGCAGGUCAGACUGUGAUCGAGUCGCUAUUAAUGCCUUGAUACAUAAACUUGCAAUCGGGAAUCAAGAACAGCAAAGAGCAGCAGCAGGUGAGCUGCGGUUGCUGGCAAAACGAAACGCAGAUAACAGAGUCUGUAUUGCUGAGGCGGGAGCUAUUCCGCUACUUGUAGACCUUUUAUCGUCUACGGAUUCUCGGACCCAAGAGCAUGCCGUUACGGCACUUCUCAACCUUUCGAUAAACGAGGCAAACAAGGGAACUAUUGUGAAUGCCGGAGCUAUACCUGAUAUAGUAGAUGUCCUAAAAAAUGGAUGUAUUGAAGCAAGAGAAAAUGCGGCCGCAACCCUUUUUAGUUUAUCUGUUGUUGAUGAGAACAAGGUAGCAAUUGGAGCAGCUGGGGCUAUCCCGGCUCUUAUUGAUUUGCUCUCUCAGGGGACUCCAAGAGGAAAGAAAGAUGCUGCCACGGCAAUUUUUAACCUUUCAAUCUAUCAAGGAAACAAGGUUAGGGCUGUUAGGGCUGGGAUUGUGGUACCGCUGAUGAGAUUCCUGAAGGAUGCUGGGGGUGGAAUGGUGGACGAGUCACUAGCAAUACUGGCCAUACUUGCAAGCCAUCCAGAAGGGAAAAGCGCGAUCGGUCAGUCUGAUCCGAUCCCAGUUUUGUUGGAGGUGAUAAGAACCGGUUCGCCACGCAACCGGGAAAAUGCUGCGGCUGUUCUAUGGUCAUUAUGCACCGGUGAUGCGCAUUAUUUGAGUAUAGCAAGGGAGCUCGGGGCAGAAGAGGCAUUGAAAGAACUUUCAGAGAAUGGCACCGAUAGGGCCAAGAGAAAAGCGGGGAGUGUUUUAGAACAACUCCAACACGUUGACGUGCCAGUCCAACCAUAAAGUUUCAGGUGAAAUGUUUUUAUGAUUGAAACUAUGUAAUUUACAGUAGACAUUAGAAUGUUGAACCAGAAGAUCAGGGAUCUGUGUGAAGUACGUGAAUCUACAGUUGAUAAUUUCAGUGUUUUCAGUGUCUCGCUUUGCGGGUUUUCUGUACAGAAGGAUGUACGAUGGAAGCAGGUGUUGUGGUAAGUUUGUAUGUUAGAAAUGUUAUGCAAGUUACAAGGAAGCGAGAACGUCCUUCAUUGAAAGCGGGAAAAGCCACCAAUCUGUUUGAGCUUCCAAGGGUGGACUUGCAGACUUGGGCUUCUGCUGCCAGGUACUGCUCUACUUCUUACAUUUUCAUUAGUUUUUGAGUUCAAAGUUUGUAAUGUUGUGUCGAUGAUAUAAAUGAACAAAAUGUAUGACAUGUACUUUCCUGUGCUUGAAGUUUUUGAUUUGUUCUAAGAGGAUGUUAUUAUACUUUCAAUUGAACUACAUUAGUCAUUAGUGGAAGAGUAACUAGCAUUUAUUUCUUUGCA